This is a messenger RNA of Diaporthe citri, 609 nucleotides long. RefSeq lists its product as uncharacterized. The record is from RefSeq and is a predicted model, not a curated record. Gene Ontology annotation, molecular function: microtubule binding; GTP binding; GTPase activity. Lineage: Eukaryota; Fungi; Ascomycota; Sordariomycetes; Diaporthales; Diaporthaceae. Gene Ontology annotation, cellular component: microtubule; membrane; cytoplasm. The transcript has a single exon. Bases 1 to 609 code for a protein of 202 amino acids.
AUGGCGCAAAUCACUCUGGACUCCACUGCUCUUGAUGAGCUGAAUAGUGUUGAAACCAGGACUCUCUUUGAUACCGCUCAUAAAUUGUCUUCCCUAGGCGUCGGAAGAAUCGUCGACUUACCUCAGAUCAUCGUCGUUGGAGACCAGUCUUCCGGAAAGUCGUCUGUCCCAGAAGCCAUCUCACAUGUUCACUUUCCAGUUCACCAGGGUGUCUGCACCCGAUUUGCGACUGAGCUGGUUCUCCGUCCAGGCAGUCGUCGAUGUGUGACUGCGAGUGUUCAGUUCGCAGACAGCACCAGGCCGGCCCAUUCAUUACAGGUUGCGGACUUCAAACAAGACGACGUUGACAAGAUCAGCAGUAGUGCAAAAGAUGAAAUGGAGCUCUCCGACACCGGCCACGGUUUCUCUAAGGACAUUCUGCGUCUAGAGAUCCAAGGCCCCGACAUGUACCCCCUGACGCUGGUCAACCUUCCGUGCAUUUUCCACACCGCGACAUCGAAACAAUCGCCUGAAGAUAUGGCGACCGUCAUGGAGCUGGUGGAAAGCUACAUGAAGAAACCAAAUAGCAUCAUUCUCUCGAUCACCUGGCGCCAACAAUCAGCUGGCUAA